AUGCGAUCCUCGGCUCUUUACCUCGCCUUGGCUGGCCCCAUCGCUGUCCGCGCCGCUUCAGGAACCGGCCAAUCCACGAGAUACUGGGACUGCUGCAAGCCGUCUUGCGCUUGGGGUGGCAAGGCGUCCGUCAGCGCUCCCGCCCUUACUUGCGAUGCCAACGACAACCCGAUUUCUGAUUCCAAUGCUGUCUCCGGCUGCAACGGUGGCACUUCCUAUACCUGCAGUAGCUAUUCCCCCUGGGCUGUCAGUGACACCGUUGCCUACGGCUUUGCCGCGACUGCUAUCGAGGGAGGCUCCGAGUCAUCCUGGUGCUGUGCCUGCUAUGCUCUCACUUUCACAUCCGGCGCUGUCAAGGGCAAGACAAUGGUGGUUCAGUCCACCAACACUGGAAGUGACCUGGGCAACAACCACUUUGAUCUCCUGAUGCCCGGUGGUGGCGUUGGUAUCUUUGACGGCUGCACCUCUGAGUUUGGCACCAGUCUCGCUGGAGCGCAGUACGGCGGUAUCUCUUCACAGAGUCAAUGCGACAGCUACCCAGCCAUCCUCCAGGACGGUUGCAACUGGCGAUUCGACUGGUUCGGUAACUCGGAUAACCCGAGCUUGACCUUUGAGCAGGUCCAGUGCCCCACCGAGAUCACCAAUGUCUCUGGAUGCACCCGAGAUGACGACGGUGACUACCCUGUCUUCAGCGGAGCCGGUUCGUCAAAGGGCUCAUCUUCUUCUUCUGCUGCCGCUGCCGCAUCCUCGGCUAAGACCUCGUCGGCCGCUGCUGUGGCGUCUAAGGCUUCCACUUCGUCCUCCACUGCCGCUGCCGAGAAGACCACAACUACUGCGAAAGCUGCGUCUCAGGCUGCCCAGAAGCCUGUAACUUCCGCUGAGACCAAGGCCCCUGUCGCUGAUAAGCCUAAGGCUUCCACCUCUAAGCAGACCAAGACCAAGACCAAGACCAAGGCCGGAUGUUCCGCCAAGAGCUACACUGCUACUCUGGGGGCUUCAGCCACUGCAGUGUCUGCUGCCUCGGCUUCCACCUCGACCGUUGCCAUCUACCACCAGUGUAACGGCGCCGCCGAUCAGUUUCCCAACGGCGCUCUGGCUUGUGCCAAGGGCAGUACCUGUGUUUACUCGAACGACUACUACUCGCAGUGUCAGCCUAAUUAA
Ilyonectria robusta is the source of this 1161-nucleotide messenger RNA. Its product is annotated as RlpA-like double-psi beta-barrel-protein domain-containing protein-containing protein. Gene Ontology annotation, molecular function: cellulose binding; cellulase activity. Bases 1 to 1161 code for a protein of 386 amino acids. Gene Ontology annotation, biological process: carbohydrate metabolic process. NCBI's taxonomy places the organism in Eukaryota, Fungi, Ascomycota, Sordariomycetes, Hypocreales, Nectriaceae. The record is from RefSeq and is a predicted model, not a curated record. The transcript is spliced from 3 exons. Gene Ontology annotation, cellular component: extracellular region.